AAGAACCAAACACAGAGGGAACUAACUAAAUAGGGGAAUCAUGUCAAGUGAACUGAUCACACAGUAUCUUUAUCCCUUUCUGAUAUCGUUCACCAUCUUCAUCUUACUCCUCUUCAAAUGGUGGCUCCCACCUUCCGCCGCCAAAAAGCACUACCGCCCACCACCUUCACCGCCGAAGCUUCCCAUCCUCGGAAACCUCCACCAACUCGGCUGGCACCCUCACUCCUCCCUUGCGAACUUGUCGCGAAAACAUGGCCCUCUCAUGGUCCUCCGCCUCGGCCGCGUCCCGGCGCUUGUCGUCUCGUCGGUGGACGCCGCCCGCGCGAUCCUGAAGACCCACGAUGUCGUCUUCUCCGACCGGCCGAAGUCCAGCAUCUUCAGAAAGCUUCUCUAUGACCAGAAGGACGUGGCGAUGGCGCCGUAUGGCGAGUACUGGAGGCAGACGAAGAGCGUGUUCGUAUUGCACCUCCUGAGCAACAAGAGGGUCCAGUCGUUUCGCACAGUCCGGGAGGAAGAGGUGGCCAACCUGAUUGGCGACAUCAAGGGCUCGCUCUCUUCCGUGUCGCCGGCUAACGUGAACUUGAGCGAGACGUUCGCGGCGCUCACCAACAAUGUGGUGUGUAGAGUGGCUUUGGGGAGGAAGUACGGUGGGAAGAGGUUCAAGGAGAUGCUGAUGGAGUUUGUGGAGUUGUUGGGGGUUUUCAACUUUGGGGAUUAUAUUCCGUGGCUUGCAUGGGUGGAUCGACUGAGUGGUUUGGACGUGAAGAUGGACAAGGUGGCUAAAGAAUUUGAUGAUUUCUUGGAUGAAGUUGUUGAAGAGCAUGUGGAGAAGAGAAAGAGAUGUGAUGGAGGAGCCGAAAUAGUAGAAGACAAAGCUGAUUUUGUGGACAUCUUGCUUUCUAUCCAAAAGGAGAGCACCAUCGGUAUUUCCAUUGAUCGAGUUUGCAUGAAGGCUCUUAUCUUGGAUGCAUUUGCAGCGGGAACAGACACUACAUACACUGUCCUGGAGUGGGGGAUGACCGAGCUUUUGAGGCAUCCGAAUGCAAUGCGACGAGCACAAGACGAACUCAGAAGGGUUGCCGGUGACAAGUCCAGCAUAACCGAGGACGACCUGGACCAGAUGUGCUACUUGAAGGCCGUGAUCAAGGAAACACUCCGACUGCAUCCUCCAAUCCCUCUACUAAUUCCCCGAGAGUCGACCCAAGACACUAAAGUGAAUGGCUAUGACGUUGCGGCAGGGACGCGAGUAAUUGUUAAUGCUUGGGCCAUCGCGAGAGACCCUUCCUUGUGGGACUCGCCGGAGGAGUUCCAUCCCAAGAGGUUCUUGAACUUGUCCAUCGAUUUCAAGGGACAUGAUUUUGAGCUCAUUCCAUUUGGAGCGGGCCGGAGGGGCUGCCCGGGAAUCGCAUUUGCCAUUGCUGUGGAUGAACUUGUUUUGGCCAAUCUCCUGCACAAGUUCGAUUGGGGAUUGCCUGAUGGUGUGGAGGAGCUGGACAUGACCGAGUCCACUGGGCUAACCAUUCACAAGAAGUUCCCUCUCAUUGCUUCUGCUGCAAUAGCCACUCCAUAAUGCUCCCGAAGGAUUUUACUUCUUGUUGCAUCUAAAUAAGGUUAUUUCCUCACAGAAACAUUCACAAUUCGCCUAGUUAGGCAAUGUUGUUAGGCAGAUCUGGCGGAUGAAGUCCCUUCUUCCCGUUUUCCAAAUAUUUCUGGCAAUGCAUAGUUAUUAUACGGUC
Rhodamnia argentea is the source of this 1736-nucleotide messenger RNA. RefSeq names its product cytochrome P450 736A117-like. The record is from RefSeq and is a predicted model, not a curated record. Bases 41 to 1570 code for a protein of 509 amino acids. Gene Ontology annotation, molecular function: oxidoreductase activity, acting on paired donors, with incorporation or reduction of molecular oxygen; monooxygenase activity; iron ion binding. The transcript is spliced from 2 exons. Lineage: Eukaryota; Viridiplantae; Streptophyta; Magnoliopsida; Myrtales; Myrtaceae.